CGCCCCGCCCCGCCCCGCGCCGCCCCGCGCCGGCUCCGCAGCUCGCGCCUGCCCGGCGCCGGGCCAUGGCGCUGCUGCAGAACGUAUCGCUGCAGGACCCACGGGACCGCUUCGAGCUGCUGCAGCGCGUGGGGGCCGGGACCUAUGGCGACGUCUACAAGGCCCGCGACACGGUCACGUCCGAACUGGCCGCGGUCAAAAUAGUCAAGCUAGACCCAGGGGAGGACAUCAGCUCUCUUCAGCAGGAAAUCACCAUCCUGCGUGAGUGCCGCCACCCCAACGUGGUGGCCUACAUUGGCAGCUACCUCAGGAAUGACCGCUUGUGGAUCUGCAUGGAGUUCUGCGGAGGGGGGUCCCUGCAGGAGAUUUACCACGCCACCGGGCCCCUGGAGGAGCGGCAGAUUGCCUAUGUCUGUCGGGAGGCACUGAAGGGGCUGCAUCACUUGCACUCUCAGGGGAAGAUCCACAGAGACAUCAAGGGAGCCAAUCUUCUCCUCACCCUCCAGGGAGAUGUCAAGCUGGCUGACUUCGGGGUGUCAGGCGAGCUGACAGCGUCUGUGGCCAAGAGGAGGUCUUUCAUUGGGACUCCAUACUGGAUGGCCCCAGAGGUGGCCGCCGUGGAGCGCAAAGGUGGCUACAAUGAGCUGUGUGACGUCUGGGCCCUGGGCAUCACCGCCAUCGAGCUGGGCGAGCUGCAGCCGCCUCUCUUCCACCUACAUCCCAUGAGGGCCUUGAUGCUCAUGUCGAAGAGCAGCUUCCAGCCGCCAAAGCUGAGAGACAAGACUCGCUGGACCCAGAAUUUCCAUCACUUCCUCAAACUUGCCUUGACCAAGAAUCCCAAGAAGAGACCGACGGCAGAGAAGCUUCUGCAGCACCCCUUCACGACCCAGCAGCUGCCUCGGGCUCUCCUCACACAGCUGUUGGACAAGGCCAACGAUCCCCACCUGGGAACCCCCUCUCCAGAAGACUGUGACCUGGAGACUUAUGACAUAUUUCCGGACACCAUUCACUCCCGGGGGCAGCAUGGCCCAGCCGAGAGAACCCCCUCGGAGAUCCAGUUUCACCAGGUGAAAUUCGGCGCCCCACGCAGGAAGGAAACAGACCCACUGAACGAGCCGUGGGAAGAGGAGUGGACGCUGCUGGGGAAGGAAGAGCUGAGUGGGAGCCUGCUGCAGUCAGUCCAGGAGGCCCUGGAGGAAAGGAGCCUGACCAUCCGGCCAGCCUUGGAACUCCAGGAGCUGGACUCCCCAGAUGACACCAUAGGAACCAUCAAGAGGGCCCCGUUCUUGGGGUCAUCUCCCACUGAGCCUCCAGCCGAGGACCUUCAACCCAGUCUCCCAGGAACUCCACCCCUACCGCACCCAGGCCCUGCCAGUCCUCCCCUGCUCCCCACCGCCUGGGCCACCAUGAAGCACCGGGAAGAUCCUGAGAGGUCAUCUUGCCAUGGGCUCCCCCCGACCCCCAAGGUGCACAUGGGCGCCUGCUUCUCCAAGGUCUUCAAUGGUUGUCCCCUGCGGAUCCAUGCUGCUAUCACCUGGAUUCACCCUGUCACCCGGGACCAGUUCCUGGUGGUGGGAGCCGAGGAAGGUAUCUAUACCCUCAACCUGCAUGAACUGCAUGAGGAUACACUGGAGAAGCUGAUUUCGCACCGCUGCGCCUGGCUCUACUGCGUGAACAAUGUGCUACUGUCCCUCUCAGGGAAAUCCACACACAUCUGGGCCCACGACCUCCCAGGCCUGUUUGAGCAGCGGCGGCUACAGCAGCAGGUCCCCCUCUCCAUUCCCACCAACCGCCUCACCCAGCGUAUCAUCCCCAGGCGAUUUGCCCUGUCCAACAAGAUUCCUGACACCAAAGGCUGCCUGCAGUGUCGUGUGGUGCGUAACCCCCACACGGGCAGCACCUUCCUGCUGGCCGCGCUCCCCGCCAGCCUGCUCCUGUUGCAGUGGUACGAGCCGUUGCAGAAGUUCCUGCUGCUGAAGAACUUCUCCAGCCCCUUGCCCAGCCCAGCAGGGAUGCUGGAGCCGCUGGUACUGGACGGGAAGGAGCUACCGCAGGUGUGUGUGGGGGCCGAGGGCCCUGAGGGGCCCGGCUGCCGCGUCCUGUUCCACGUCCUACCGCUGGAGGCUGGCCUGACGCCGGACAUCCUCAUCCCACCCGAGGGGUUCCCAGGCUCGGCCCAGCAGGUGAUCCAGGUGGACAGGGACACAGUCCUGGUCUGCUUUGACCGCUGCGUGAGGAUCGUCAACCUGCUGGGCGAGCCCACAGCCACGCUGGCGCCCGUGCUGACCUUUGACUUCCCCAUUGAGACUGUGGUGUGCCUGCAGGACAGCGUGCUGGCCUUCUGGAGCCAUGGGAUGCAGGGCCGCAGCCUGGACACCAAUGAGGUGACCCAGGAGAUCACAGAUGAGACGAGAAUCUUCCGAGUGCUCGGUGCCCACAGAGACAUCAUCCUUGAGAGCAUUCCCACCGACAAGCCCGGGGCUCACAGCAACCUCUACAUUCUCACAGGCCACCAGAGCAGUUACUGAGCAAGUCACCUAGCUGGCUUGGCCAGGGGCGCCCCCGCCUGCCCCACACAGCAAUUCUUUCAGGCAGGGGGGCCCCUCCGAGAUCAGAGGAGCUCAGGCCCUGGUUCUGCUGGUUUGAAAGGGCAGAAAUCCUGAGAAGAGUCUGGGGGCUGGGGAAGGGAGGGGCCCGCAGCCCAUACCUCCGCAAUAACUGGACCAGAAGAAGCUGCUGUCAUAUCCCCCUCCCAAGCGGGCAGCUGGUCCUCAGAGCGCUGUGGCAGGGCCCUGAGCAGUUUGGGGGCAGCCCGGGGCUAUCCAUUCCAUUUUGUUCCACUUUUCCUUUCCACUCAUCCUGCCAAGAGCCUGCCCCUGCGCUCCAUCCUGGGGAACAUGGUAUUUAAAAGAGAGACUAUAUUGGCAUUAAAGCUGGUUUGAUUUUAUUCCACUGCUCCCUCUGGGUCAGGGGACGCUGAGCCCACUGCCUCAUUUCCCACCACAUCUCCCUCCAGCACAUCUUUCUUGGCACCAGGGGCUGUGGAUGAAACAUGGAAGGGGGGCCACCAGUGUUCUGGUGACUCUCUCAUGUGGAGCCAGGCAGAGGUGAAGGGGAGGCCUCGGCCCCUCGUGAGAGCUCAGGGUCACUGUGUCUUCCUGGGCUCCCCUGCUCAGGAUGAGCCCCCCGCCCCGGCCCUGCCUUGCAGUGUGAGGUCUCCUUUGUGGCCCAGGAGUUAUGCUGAUGGGGUGGGGGGAGGCCCCGAACAACGGAUUCAUCUAGAGGACCCCUGUCCCAGGUGGGGGCCCGCCAGGUAGCCUGUGGAAGGGCCCAGAAGGGGCCAGCCCAGGGCUGCUCUACCCAGCCCCAGGGAGGCUGCAGCCUGUGGAGACAGCUUGUCAUGACCUGCAUCCCGCGCCCAGGCCUGGGGCUGCCUCCCACCUGCUGUCUGCUCUGUCAGGCUGGGAUUACUAAACACGGGCGUGCUCAUCAAGCUAGGCUCUGGGACAAUUAGCCUGUGUCCAUUUAACAAGAGUUCCUGGGCUCCCAGAGGGAUUCCCUACCCCGAUGUGGGCCAGCCCCCAGUGAGGGCAGCUGUCCUUGCUGGAGCCUGCAUCUCGAGGGCACAUCCAUCCACCUGUUGCCGACUUUGGGCUUUCCAUGGUCAUUCUCCCAUGUGUCCCUCUUAGUGCUGUACCCCCAGGCCAGGGAGCCCCGAGUGGUCCCAGACACUAACCAGGCUGCCCUUGAGCAGAGUCUUUGGGUAGGUGAGGCAGGACCAAGGUUACAGAGGGCGGGGAGGUCUGGGGCUAGGGGAGGAGCCUGAGCAAAGGUCCAAGGUCAGUUUGGCCCUGUCGCCUUCCUUCUGAUGUUCAAGUGCUGGAUGAGAACUCUGCAACUGUGGGCCCUUGGUAAAUAUUUGAUAAAUGAAUGAAGUGCUGAGUGGGUGGGCAGAUGGCAGCCCCAUCCCUAGUGCUUCUGGCAGGGGACCCUGAGCCAUCUCGUGUUGGUCACAUUAUCCCCUUGUCCACCCUCCUGCAGAGGUUUGACUGCUCUCUUAGGGGCAAGGGAGGGUUUCUCAACUGAAAUGGGGGCUCAGAUCAGGAGCAGAGGCAGAGCUCCUGUGUUCGACCUGAAACCCAAAGGAAGGCAAGAGGCACCUUCCAGGUUCUGAAGGUUUGUCUGCACCCACUCAGGGGGCAUUCGAUGGGCCAGGUGGAGGAGAUGACAGGAAUAUGAUUCCUAACUUCCGUUUUUCCAGAUUUCUUGGCAGAGGUGCAGGAUUGAGGAGUGCCAGGGUUGGGGAGGUGAGCUUCCGCUCAGUGGACACAGACCCCAACCUUUGACGCCCAGGUACCCCGGGAGGACUUUCAGCCCAGAGCAGCAGGCAGCAGACAGUGCCACCUUGUGGCUGGCCGGUCCCCCAACACACUAAAGCAGUUGGGGGGUGGUCAGACUGUAAAGUGUCAAAAGCAGGGGGCCUGGGAAAAGCAGGGACCUUUGAUAAAAUAUUUGCUGCCAGCAAAGGCUGGCUGCCAGCCAAAGAAAGGUCAAGAAGCCAGGGAAUAUGCACUGAAAGAUCAAAAUUGUUAUUUUAUCAGUGUUUUUUAAUAGAUAACCCUUGGCCAUGGUACAUAGAUUUUUUUUUUUUUUGGUGGGGGAGCAUACCAGGUGACCUGUGGAACUCACCCCCGCUGCCCCUGCCCCAGACCAGGGACUGCUGAGUCUUAACCACUGGACCACCAGGGAAGUCCCACAAUUGAAAAAAAAAACAAAAACUAGAUAACAAUGACAAGUCUCUUAUCCAGGUCCCAGUUACUUAUGAACUCUCUGGAAGUACUCAUGCAUGUUUAAGCAGUUCAGCAUGCAUUAGUCUUUCCCCUUUCUUACAUGGUGAUAUAUUCCACACAGUGGAAUAUAUCUUGCCCUUUAAAAUCUGUCCUGGAGAGUUGGAGAGAAUUCCCUGGCAGUCCAGUGGUUAAAACUCUGUGUUUUCACUGCUUGGGGCCCAGGUUUGAUCCCAGGUUUGGGAACUAAGAUCCCAUAAGCUGUGGCCAAAAAAAAAAAAUCUGUCCUGGAGAACUUUCCAUGAUCAGUGCCUCCACCUUUGUUCUUUUAUAGCUCAUGAUGUUCCACUGUAUGGGUUUCCCAUAACUAAUGUGAAUUAACCAUAGUUAGAUCCUAUUGAUGGAAAUUUCAGUUGUUUCUAUUAGUGUGAUACUACAAAUGAUGCAGCAAUAAAUACUCCUAAGCCAGCGCCACUCUGUACAUACUCAAGUGCCCCAUAGGAUAAAUUCCUGGAAGUGGCCUUGCUGGGUCAGAACUGGCUUUGUCCUUGUGACAGCUACUGUCACAUUGCCCUCCCUGGGCAGAAGCCACUGGGAUGGGUCAGAUCAGCCUCUCUAAGCCAUCCUGUGGGUAAGUGGAAGAGGCAAGUCACCCCAGGGUGUUUGGGUAGCUGGCCCAUACCCCGAGUCAAGUGAGGGUCAGGGUGAGAGGUAACAACCAGAUGUGUGCUUCAGGACAGCAGGGCAUCUGCUGUGCUCACGGUGGCAUGUCCAGUCACUGCUUGGUACUCAGAAGGCUUUUUGAGUGAAGGAAUGAACGUGACAUUCUGACAAGGAGGCCCUGCAGUUGGGUCCCUGGACUGGGUGAGCUUGCUGGGCUGUAUUUUCCCUAGGCAGACCGUAUCCUGUAUUGACCUGCAGGGUGUAGGGAGAAUUGGAAGUAUUGUAAUACACAUAAUCCAACAAGACAGAUGAAUCAUAGAGAUAUAAUGUAAAGUGAAAACAGCAAAUUGCAUAAAAUGACACACAGCAUGCUGGCAAAAAUAAGCAAAACUAAACCAUCUAUUAAAGAAUCCACCUGCAAUGCAGGAGAUGUGAGUUUGAUCCCUUGGUUGAGAAGAUUCCCUGGAAGAGGGCAUGGCAACCCACUCCAGUAUUAUUGCCUGGAAAACCCCAUGGACAGAGGAGCCUGGCGGGCUACGGUCCAUGGAGUCACAAAAGAGUUGGACAGGACUGAAGCCGCUGAGUACACACACAUGAUCAGACGCUUAGGAGAUCAGGGGAAGAAAAGCACAAAAUUCAAACGGCGGUCCCUGUGAGGGGAGUGGGACUGGGGUAAGGAAGGACCUCAGGAAUUUGCGAAGGUAAUAUCUUGGUUCUUAGGCUAGCUGGGGCGGGGUUCAUGGACAUUCAAUUUAUAGCUCAGUUCCUAACACACGUGAGGUUCCGCAUACUUUUUGUAUGUAUCAAAUACUAUGUAAGGGACUUCCCUGUGGUCCAGUGGAUCCAUGCUACCACUGCAGGGGGCGAGUUCCAUUCCUGGUCAGGGAACUAAGAUCCCCCAUGCCACGUCACAGGCUUCCCUGGUAGCUCAGCUGGUAAAGAAUCCGCCUGCAAUGCAGGACACUCCAGUUCAAUUCCUAGGUCAGAAAGAUCCCCUGGAGAAGGGAGAGGCUACCCACUCCACUCUUCUUGGGCUUCCCUGGUGGCUCAGAUGGUAAAGAAUCUGCCUGCAAUGCAGGAGACCUGGGUUCGAUCCCUGGGUUGGGAAGAUCUCCUGGAGGAGGGCAUGGCAACCCACUCCAGUAUUCUUGCCUGGAAAAUCCCCAUGGACAGAGGAGCCUGGUGGGCUAGAGUGUAUGGGGUUGCAAAGAGUCGGACACGACUGAGUGACCAAGCACAGCACAUGCCAUGUCAUAAAUCCAGAAGAAAAAAAAACUAUGUAAGAAAACAUAAGUUUAAAUAUUUUAAGGCAAGCACUCAAAAAACUCAGCAAUGGCUUAGAAAACAAAACCAAAAAGCCAACAUUUCCUAGACGAUGAAAUCAAGUGGAGAUAAUGAAACCAAUGUUCUGUGACAAACUAUGGGCAGGUCCCCUUCUGCUGUAGCUGCUUUCUUCUGUUGCUUCUUUUAAAACAGCUUUAUUGAGGUAUAAUCGGCAAUGAACUGCAUAUAUUAAAAAUGUACUGUUUAAUGACUCUCACACACAUAUACCUGUGAAGCCACUAUUGCAAUCAAGAUAAAUGUUUCCAUCGCCCCAAAAGCUUCCUCUUGGUAAUCAGGCCCUCCUGUUCCUCCUUGCCUCCCCAGCCCCAAGUAACCACUGAUCUGUUUUGUCACUAGGCAUGAAUUUGCAUAUUUCAGAAUUUAUGUAAAUACAAACGUAUGGUAUGUACUCUUUUUAUUUGGCUUCUUUCACUAAGCAUCAUUAGUUUCAGAUUUAUCCAUGUUGUUUCAUAUAUUAAUGGUCAUUCUUUUUAUUGCCAAGUAGUAUUCCAUUGGAUGGAUGUUCCACAGUUUGUUUAGCUAAUUGCCUGUUGAUAUACAUUUGGGCUGUUUCCAGCUUUGGACUAUUUAUUGCAAAUAAAGUUGCUAUGAACAUUCA
Molecule: messenger RNA, 7392 nt
Organism: Cervus elaphus (red deer)
Lineage: Eukaryota; Metazoa; Chordata; Mammalia; Artiodactyla; Cervidae
Gene: MAP4K2
Product: mitogen-activated protein kinase kinase kinase kinase 2
Exons: 32
Coding region: 66-2528 (820 amino acids)
Biological process (GO): protein phosphorylation
Molecular function (GO): ATP binding; MAP kinase kinase kinase kinase activity
Source: RefSeq, a predicted model, not a curated record